AUGGGGAUAACAGGUCAUAAAGCUUAUGAACGUGACAUACAAUCUUGGAGAGAAUAUUUCUACAAGUCUCACUUCGAGAGGAAGCGAGCACUCAUCAAGAUCAUAAGGGAUUUCGUGUUCUUGAUGUUUAUCAAAAUUAGAUUAUUAAAGUGGAAAGGAAGUUCUAAAACUCGUCCACAGUUUCUUAAUGAUUCUAAUUAUCCUUACUGGAAGGUUAGAAUGAAAGCCUUCAUCAAAUCUCAAGAUGAAAAGGAGUGGAGAUCUAUCUUGAUAGGUUGGUCAACACCAACUGAGGUUGAAGCAAAAACUAGGGAAACAAUUGUAAAAUCUGAGUUAAAUUGGUCAACUGGUGACAAUUUAUUGUCCAGUUACAAUAACAAGGUCUUACAUGCCUUGUUCAAUGGUGUGUGUGAAGGGUGUAUUAAACUUAUACCCUCUUGUUAUUCGGCCAAAGAAGCCUGGAAAAUUCUUCAAACUCAAUUUGAAAGAACUGCUGAUCCCAAGCUAAUAGCUAUUGAGGAGACUAAAGAUCUGAUUUCCAUGAGAGUGGAAGAACUGAUGGGUUCAUUACAGACAUUUGAACUGAAUCAACAGAUCAGACAAAAAGAAAAACCAAACAAAGUAAAAGAAAUAUCUAUUGCUUUGAAAAGUUCAGAAAAUUCAAAUGCAAAGACUAUCAAAUCUCUUUCCCACAGAAAUGAUGAACUUGAAUCAAAUGCUAGAGUUUUUGAAAUUGAGAUUUUUGCUAAAAAUGCUGAAAAUAACCAUUUGAAAAAAGAGUUCGAUCUUAUAAAGAAAAAUGUAAAGAUGCUUAAUCCAGAAUCUACUAUUUUUGAGGAGGUCCAGAGUGCAGGUAUUGCCAAAACUCCUUAUGAGAUCUGGAAAGGUGUAUUUCUUGGUUAUUACAUAAACAGUAUGGCAUAUCGUGUGUACAACAUGAGAACCCAGACUAUUAUUGAGUCUGCUAAUGUUGUUGUUGAUGAUGGCAAAGAUUUUUCAGAAUUUUUAACUGAAGACGAGAUAGAUAAAUUUAUUGAAGAAUCUCCUGAUCAAUCAAACGUCCAGAAUGAUGUAUCAGAAAUUCCAUCUGAUGCCACUAAAACUAAAACUGAAUCAUCAUCUUCCACAUUUGAACAGACAGAGACGCAAAUGCCUAAAAAAACUAUCACUGAUCCAAUUCAUAGAGAACCUUCAGCCAUGGUUAAAAAGAAUUAUCCAGAUAUUCUCAUUCUAGGAGAUUUAGAAGAAAAUGAAUCAAUGACUCGAACCAAGACCGUCGAUACUCCUCAUCCCUCUUUCGGUGCUUCUAGUUCCUCUGCUCCAUUUGGUGUUAGUCUUGAGACAUCAGAACUUCAUGUUGUCAAAUUUGGCUUCCGUUACAUGUCCAAAGAAUAA
Molecule: messenger RNA, 1395 nt
Organism: Humulus lupulus (European hop)
Lineage: Eukaryota; Viridiplantae; Streptophyta; Magnoliopsida; Rosales; Cannabaceae
Exons: 8
Coding region: 1-1395 (464 amino acids)
Source: RefSeq, a predicted model, not a curated record